AUGCAGCAGCAGCAUCAGCAGCCAGUGCCGCUCUUCGCCACGCCAAGGCGGCCCGUCGUUGAAGCCGCGGCGUCCGUCGUGCACAGCGCGGACCACGUGCUCACGGGCCAUCGACGCGGCGGCAGUCAAAACAGUACGUGCCGUCAUUGUAGCACGGCGGCGGGUAGUGCGGUCUUUCUCUGCGCCGCCGCAACACCUAACUCCACCGCCGAUGACGCCGAUGGCCUUUUCACGGCGAAUGCGUUGCUGACACCUCCGUCGCAGAUGCUUCGACCCUCCACACCGUCUGGCAAUCACAGCGGCGCGAGCGCGCGGCGUGGACAGUGGAAGUACUUGAGCCUGCCGCCAUCUCUUGAGUUGACGGUCGCGUCUCCACAGCUGUCCGCUCACGUGCCGCAGGGGAAGGCAGCACCGCUGUUGCCUCUGUGUGACUUUCCGCGACGCCUUCGAAUGGCGGUGCAGCACGAACGAAGCUGCCCGUCGUCCGACACAGCGGUCGGUGCGGUGGAGCCGUGGGCGACGCCCGCUACAGCGGCGGUGGUGGCGACCGGUGAGGCAGGAGAAGCUUCCUCCUCUGACUCGUCCUUUGAAGUGAAUCGGAAGAGCGAAGCGGGGUCACGCACGACCCCGAUAACGACUCCCCGUCUCGCAGCGGAGAGCGGAGGGGAUGUGCCUCCGCUCGCCACUUCAUCCUACCGCCGCCGGCAUCCGUCUCCUGCCGUCACCGGACCCGUCAGCAUCGCGUCGAGCGUGGUCGAUGACAUCGACAUCGCUGCUCUCGCGCAGCCCGACGAACACCGCUGCACGGCGGGAAUUACGAACGCACCGCCUGCCAUCGUGUCCCUCGAGCUGCUUAAGCGAAAGUUGAACGGUGCGGAGUACAUCAACAACUACCGCAUUCUCAAGUCCCUCGGCCGCGGCUCCUGCGGCAAGGUGAAGCUGGCCUACGACGAGGUCGAGUCUCGGCUGGUGGCGAUCAAGUACGUGCGCCGCGUGGACACCCGCAAGCGGCUCGGUGGACUGACGGUGGCGCAGAAGCAGUACAACGCCUUCAUGCGUGAGGUCGAGGUGAUGAAGACGCUGCGGCACCGCAACAUCGUGUCGCUGUACGAGGUGAUCGACGACCCCAGCGCGGACAAGCUGUACCUGGUGAUGCAGUACGUUGACAAGGGUGUCGUGGCGAAGGUGGCGGUGCGCGCGAACAGCGACUACGUGUGCGACCCGAUCCCGCCCGCGCAGCUCGUCCGCUACGCGCGGGAGAUGCUGACGGGCCUGCAGUACCUCCACCGCCACGACGUGGUGCAUCGCGACCUGAAGCCGGACAACAUCCUCGUGAGCCGCGACGGCCACGCCUACCUCGCCGACUUCGGCGUGGCGGAGACCUUCGGUGUGUCCUACCGCCAGCGCACGGAGAGCCUGAUGGCGGCGAGCAUGGCGGCGAGCUUGGCGAUGAGCGUGACGGGGAACCGCGUCGGCGGUCCGCAGGUGCUGGGCACGAAGGGCACGCCGCUAUUCAUCGCGCCGGAGCUGUGGGACGGCACGAAGUCGUACGGCAAGCCGGUGGACAUGUGGGCCACGGGCGUGACGCUCUUCACGCUGCUGGUGGGCAAGCUGCCCUUCCGCAGCCCGGAGGACAUCAUCGACGCGGCGUUCAUGCCGACGGUGCCGGAUGAGUUCGGCGAGAAGUGGCGCGUGCUGCUUAACGGCCUGCUGCACCGCGCUCCGCAAGCGCGAUGGACCGUCGAGGAGGCGCUGAGGUACGUGACGGUGAACCUGGCGCGGAAGGAGAGUCGCCGCGAGAAGUCGCACGUUGCCCUGUCAGAAACACCGUGUGGGAGUGGUGCCUCGGCGACCUCCAGCACCGGCGCACCGGCCACAGCUGUGCCGCUCCUCAGCUGCAGAAGGAGGAGCAGCAGCAACAACAACGGCGACAGCGACUCGGACUGCUCGACCGACACGGAGAUGCACGCCGGCUGCGUAGAGUUUCUGCCGUUGCCGGACGAGGUAGAGGAGGCGCUCACGCCGAAGCUGACGUGUGUGCCACCGCUGACGGCAGCUUCCUUCCACCUCAUGCCCACGGUGAAGGCCAUCCCUUCGUCCAAGGCGGCGGGCGCAGCAGCAGACGGGGACGAAGGCGAAGGCAAAGACGACGGCGCCUCCAAGUCGGUAUUAACGAGCGCUUUCACCUCCCCCUUUGACACCUCCCCCGCCAUGGCGCGUGCGUUGAGCAGCUACUUCAUGAUGGGCCAGAGCACCAACGCGUGCAGUGCGCAGUUGGUCUCGCCGCUGAACUCGAUGCAGUCCGACGCGAUGGUGCCCCUGCCCUCGAACCUCGCCCCCCAACGGCUGACCCCGGCGCAGAUGGGCGAGACGCCGGGCUUCCGUGGGCGUCGUCUGCACCACCACCGCGGCAGCUCCUCGUCCAGCACAAGCCGCUGCACCACGCACAGCAAGUCACGCGAGCUGCCUCACCAUCAACGUCACAUCUCAGCGGCCGCAGCAGCACUCAGCGCGCAGCACAAGGAACACCGUCGGCUUGCCGUUAGUGCGCAUCAGCAGCAGAUCAACAGCAGCGCGGGGUCUGGCGGGUUGUCGGUCGCCACCUCCAUACCGUUGGAGGUCGGAUCACGGAGCAGCGGGACCGUCACACAGACCAGCAGCACAAGCAUGGUGGGCAAUGCGGCGUCUGUGCAUGGGUGGAAGUCGCAAGAGCAAGCGACCCCGCUGGCGUCGCACGACGCAACGCGCAUUCAGCCCUCUGCCAAUGAUGACGUCUCCGCGCAUGCAAUGAAUCGCGUUUGCUGA
This is a messenger RNA of Leptomonas pyrrhocoris, 2805 nucleotides long. RefSeq names its product putative protein kinase. Gene Ontology annotation, cellular component: cytoplasm. Gene Ontology annotation, biological process: protein phosphorylation. Gene Ontology annotation, molecular function: protein serine/threonine kinase activity; ATP binding. Lineage: Eukaryota; Euglenozoa; Kinetoplastea; Trypanosomatida; Trypanosomatidae. The record is from RefSeq and is a predicted model, not a curated record. The coding region runs from base 1 to 2805 and encodes 934 amino acids. The transcript has a single exon.